AUGAAGAUUCCUACCCAAGAAGAGGUCGAAACCGCGAAAUUCCUAACCCAAAACAAAACUAUGAAAUUUAAGCAACUUCCGAUCUCUCCAGACCCUGUAGACUUUGUUAUCAAGCAGUACGAGAACGUCUUCAACGUCUGUGAGCACGAAUCAAUCAGUUCGAAACAGUCAAACUAA
Molecule: messenger RNA, 177 nt
Organism: Trichomonas vaginalis G3
Lineage: Eukaryota; Parabasalia; Trichomonadida; Trichomonadidae
Exons: 1
Coding region: 1-177 (58 amino acids)
Source: RefSeq, a predicted model, not a curated record